GGUGAGCGGGUGACAAGCUGACUUGACUAUACUCGGCGCUGGCAGUUCUGUCUGAUGGAAUCGGCGAUAUCAACAAGAGGUUGGCCGCCCUUUUCGACAGCGCAGCUAGGGUAUCACGACGCACGGGACAUGGCUGUUACACAUCUGGGCAUCUAUCAAACGACACGACCACAAUAGAACUGGUCGGGCCGACGCUUCGAUCAGGCGGGGACGGGUGGUGAGCGCACAAAGAGAUGACGGUAAACUGUCAGUGUGCCGUCGGUCGCGCGACAGGCGAGCGGAUCGCAAUUCUCGAUAGAUGAAGCGACGGGGGAAACGGCGGGAACGGAAGCGAAAGAAAUCGAAGAAUCGACCAACCUUCGCCGCGCCCUUGCUUUUUGGUGAUAGCGGCGGCGUUGUGGGAUGAGUGUCUCGGGCCUCAUAUGGGCAGGCUGAGACAGGUGCCGGAAGAGGCAGCCUUCACGUCUGUUAUCAGUACCUUGCCUUAUUCCGUACACCUGGUUCGUGGUACAAUUCAGGAUGGUGAAGCAGCGCGAUGUCGUCAGAAGCAGCUCCGAGGUCUCGGCUUUCCAUCGACAUGAGGCUGAAGAUGACAUGGGAUUCUGGCAGUUGCUUCACCUUCGGCCAAUUGUGGUUGACAGCGGUGCAACUCAACCAACGGGGAGGGCCCAGGCUCUCGGUCAGUUCCGACAGCCGACCAUCCCUGCCAAUGACACUGCCCGAUGGAGGGGAUUUAAGCCACAUCUGGUAAGGUGGCUUGCGGGGCCCAUCCCUCUUGGCAGCCAAACCUUAUCUGGGCCAAGAAAUCACUUUGGCAGGGGCGGGGCAGACGCGUCUGAGAGUAUCGUUGCACACGCGUUUUCAGCUUCCCCGUUCCUCAAUCAAUCAAUCGACGAACGAAAAAGUACCGAUUUUUCCAGAAGCCGUCAAAUAUCUGAUUUGUUCCGAUCUCCAAUCCUCGGCGAAUCCUUCGUCUAUCUUGUUUCUUGAACCGAUAAACGCAGUCAGCCGUGCUCGGGUUCUACCCGACAGAAUAAGGCCAAACAAUUUCGGGAUACACGACAGUGAUUGAACUCGAGUCCGUCGACUUACUUUACCACGAUUCAGCGCUCUAGGAAACCAUAACCCGGUGAUCUUGUCUAUCGGACCCCACAACUUCCAAGGUCACCAUGCCACGUCUACUGCAACGCUCGCGGCCCUCUGAGCCAGCACCAGCUACGUCGGUCGGGUCCGACGACGUCUCCCUGCCCGAGUAUGAGCCACCGGCGUUUCCGAUGAACGAUGAAAACAAAGCGAAAUUGGAAAGGCUGGUCGCAGCUCAGCGAAAUGACAGCGAUGCGAGGCAGUACGAAAAACACCUCAACGAAUGUUCAAAGAACCUGAUCAAGGCUGUCGGCAGUAUCAACGAUCUGCUCUUUCAACGGCGAAGGCAACUCGCUCGGCAUGUGGAGAAGCGUCGAUCAGAAGGUGUCGACGACAAGAGCGAGGCUGAAAGAGAGCUCGAAGAAUAUGUCGCUGAGUUGGAGGCAACCAUCAGCACACUGACAGACAAAUCCGAACAAGCCUUGCGGCGUGUAAUAGACUGUCGUGCCGAAUUCGAAGAUACCAAAACAGUUCUUGAGUCCGUGGUAGUGACAGUCAAGGCUCAGCAGCCUCGACCUGAACCGAAACCUAAAAGAGAGAGACGGCAGCAACGGCGCCCUGCAAACGAUGACGACGACGACGACGACGACGACGAAGAGGUGGAGGAAGCUGAGGAUGUUCCCCCAGUCGUUGGUGUCAUCGAUGCUCUAAGGACAGCUCGAAAGGUCAAGAUGAUAGAGUACUCCAGAUUAUCUGCUUACGAUAAGUAUGCUGUCCACAACGACUACAUUCCUUUCAAGAGGACGUGGCAUGAUGCCAUGCACCCCGACAACGAGAUCCCGCUGCCGGAUCCCUCCACUUGGUUUGACGAGGAUGGCAACCCAGUCAAGAAUGUCGCCGACAUUCAGGAGGAUGACGAUCUUGUUGUCGAGCGUGAAAUUGUUGACCUCAAGUGCCCCUUGUCAUUGCAGGCCUUCAAAACGCCAUUUAGCAAUCACAAGUGCAAGCACACCUUUGAGAAAGAUGCCAUCAUGUCUUUCAUCCGAUCUUCCGGUGGAAAGGCACAAUGCCCUGUUCCGGGCUGCUCAAAGGACUUGACAAUCACCGACUUGUAUCCAGACGAAGUCAUGCUUCGGAAAAUGAAGCGAGUGGCAGAGGCUUCGAGACGUAAUGCCGACGCAACCUCAGAUGUUGAAGAGGAGGAGGAAGAUGACGACCCCGAUGCGAGCAUAGUCAUUGGACGCACAAACAACAUCAAGAGGGAGAGGAACAACCGCCGUGUGGAAGACAUCGAAGAGGACUAAGAACGACGAUUGAAUCUAUGACUAUCACUCUACUAUGGAAAAAAUCACACCAGCCCCGAUUGCUCCAGAAACAGCUCAACGCCCCCACAAACGUCAAAGAAUGAAACAAGUUUUGUCCCCUGGACUCCGAGUAGUUCACAACUUGCUGUCGCUUCUGUCGAAUUAUUCUACGCGUCCUGUUUCCGCGGAUCACCUGCCCCGAGCCGCCUGGCUGCGAAACCACCAGUUUAAUAAUACAAAAGGUUUUGACACCGAAAUCAGAGACACGACUUAUGCAAAGGAAGUUGGAAGUGCUGUGGGAAAACAUGUAAAAACCGGAAGCGAUCAGGGUUCAGUGCCUGGAGUAGUCGAAUGAGUACCCAUACGUCAUGUGGGCGGCAGACGGCUCCUGGUAGCUCUGGGGAUUUGGCGAGGUUUGGGCCGAGACUAGAGCAUUGCCCGCUCGGUGAUGAUAGGUGGACAUCUGGUCAGAUGGGUAACCAAUGGCCUGGUGAUGCGAAUAUGUAUUGUAUGAGAUGGGUGACAGGUGGGUAUUUGCCUCGGCACUCGGAUGGAUGGGCAUCAUGCUGUAUUGGCUGUACUGGACUGUAGGUUCUGGCUUGAUGAAAGGGCUAACGGGAUGAGAUUAGCUAUCCAAAAUAUGGGCAAAAUGGCCGGGAAUUUCUGGAGCAUGGAGCUUCCAGUAACCAAAAGACUCACUCUCUGUACUCGUUCGACUGUGUCGUCGCGCUGGAUCCUGGGUGGUACAGGUCGCCUGGGGUCAUGGCUGGUGAGCGUGCCUGGUAUCUGUUGUCUUCGAGUUCUGGGCUUUGAUGAGGCGAAAGAUAUUGGGUGUCGUCUCCUUCCCCGUCCUCACCCAUGGAAUUCCCACGCCUGCGACGAGAAUACUUCUGGAUGCCCCAUUUGUCGAACCGCGAUCGAUAGGCCCGGGUACUGUUAAGAAUGGUCAGAAUAUCAUAUUCAUCUAACGUAUGUGACGCCAUGAACACAAGAUCAGAUGAUGAUCCGUAGGGACGGACAAUCACCACAUCUCAAAGGACCGAGGGAGGGCAACAUACGACGCCUUGAACCGGUACUGCUGCUCCAUGAGCUUCUUGACCUCAUGGAGUGGCUUCCUGUUGUCCCGGUACUCCGCUAUGAUGAUUUCACGACUUCUAGGUUUGAACAAACCACACUGACGAGGCUGUCGAAGGAAUGAUGUGUUGUUCUGUUGGAUGAGAAGACGACGAUCUUGAACUGGUUGUCUUCUUCAUCGUCCACUUGGUCAAUGGCGGCCAUACUCGAAGUGAUAUAGACGGACCAGCGGCUGUCUUUCUGCAGAUCAAAGACGAUUGACGUGGUCCGUCUAUCUCCAGGCCGAUACAUCGACCUGGGCUGAGCAGGAAGUCGUGCAGCUGCGUUGGGGGUUCUCAUACAGGUCAAGGCAGCCAAUGGCGGAAGAC
Podospora pseudocomata is the source of this 3829-nucleotide messenger RNA. RefSeq lists its product as uncharacterized. Gene Ontology annotation, molecular function: zinc ion binding; SUMO ligase activity. Gene Ontology annotation, biological process: protein sumoylation; double-strand break repair via homologous recombination. NCBI's taxonomy places the organism in Eukaryota, Fungi, Ascomycota, Sordariomycetes, Sordariales, Podosporaceae. The transcript is spliced from 3 exons. Gene Ontology annotation, cellular component: nucleus; Smc5-Smc6 complex. The record is from RefSeq and is a predicted model, not a curated record. The coding region runs from base 1170 to 2387 and encodes 405 amino acids.